AUGUUGGAACACUCGUCGGAGCUAGCCCUGGUGCAGAGCAUAUACGUCAACGGCAUGCGCUGUCCCCCCUCUGCCUCCGCCGCCGGUGUCCCCGUCAGGAAUGAGGACCUAGGAUCUCUGAGCAACGGCAGCAACAGCAGCAGGAUGAAUGGUUCUAUGGAGAACCUGGAUACCCCUGACCAUGACUCCAUCAAGAUGUUCGUUGGCCAGAUCCCCCGCUCCUGGACGGAAACCGAGCUCAAGGAGCUGUUUGAGCCCUACGGGGCCGUGCACCAGAUCAACAUCCUCCGAGAUCGCACUGCCACACCCCCCCAAAGCAAAGGAUGCUGUUUUGUAACGUUUUAUACCAGGAAAGCCGCCCUGGAGGCCCAGAAUGCAUUGCACAACAUAAAGACCUUAACAGGGAUGCAUCAUCCCAUCCAGAUGAAACCCGCUGACAGUGAGAAAACAAACGCGGUGGAAGACCGAAAGCUCUUCAUUGGAAUGGUGACAAAGAAAUACGGCGAGAACGAGGUCCGAAUGAUGUUCUCUGCUUUUGGACAGAUAGAGGAAUGCCGAAUUCUCAGAGGGCCUGACGGUCUGAGCAGAGGCUGUGCGUUUAUCACAUUUUCUACCAGGGCUCAGGCCGCGAAUGCAAUCAAAACCAUGCAUCACUCUCAGACUAUGGAGGGCUGCUCCUCUCCCAUGGUGUGUAAGUUUGCGGACACUCAGAGGGACAAAGAGCAGCGGCGCCUGCAGCAGCAGAUGGCCCAACAGAUGCAGCAGCUCAACAGCGCCUCCACCUGGGGGAACCUGGCAGGGCUGGGAGGCCUCACCCCACAGUACUUGGCAUUGCUCCAACAGGCGACAUCUACCGGUAACCAGAGUAAUUUUGGUGGCAUGCAGAGGCUAGGAGGUGUGAACCAGCUGCAGCUGCAGAACCUGGCCACGUUAGCUGCUGCUGCCUCUGCAGCCCAGAACUCAGGCGGCGGCUCCAACGCCCUGUCAGCCAACGGAGCUCUAGGUAAUCUCUAUAACUCAGCAGCAGGCCAGACGGCAGGCUCCAGCGCUGGUGCAGCCAUGAACACCCUGGCCUCUCUGGGCCUGACCCAGGGCCUCGGUGGGGGCCUGACGGGGACCUCCAUGGGUCUCAACAACCUCAACGCCCUCACUGGGGGUGUCAGCGGUGAGUACUCCAACCGAAUGGCGACUAUGAACGGAGGACUGGGGGCCUCGAUGGCGAACGGCUCGGGGGCGAGUUCCAUGGACGCACUGACUCAGGCCUACUCAGGGAUGCAGCAGUACACGGCCUCCGCCCUGCCUUCCCUCUACAGCCAGUCCCUACUGCAGGGAGCAGCCGGCGGGAGCCAGAAGGAGGCUGGGAGCCAGAGGGAGGGUCCUGAGGGAGCCAACCUGUUCAUUUACCACCUGCCCCAGGAGUUUGGAGACCAGGAUGUCCUGCAGAUGUUCAUGCCUUUUGGAAGUGUCGUCUCUGCCAAAGUCUUCAUCGACAAACAGACCAAUCUGAGCAAGUGCUUCGGGUUUGUCAGCUACGACAAUCCGGUGUCGGCACAGGCCGCCAUCCAGGCCAUGAACGGCUUCCAGAUCGGCAUGAAGAGGCUCAAGGUGCAGCUGAAGCGCUCUAAGAACGACAGCAAACCCUACUGAUCUUACCCAGGGCAGGGGCCAUUUUCCCCAGGCUCUAUGUUAGCAUUACACGGGUAAGUCUAAGUCUACCCAACCCACGACUAAAGCCAAGGCCAUCUGAUCACCACAGCAGAGACUUAAUUAAUAGGGUGGCAGGUAGCCUAGAGGUUAGAGCGUUGGGCCAGUAACCGAAAGGUCGCUGGUUCGAAUACCCAACCCGACAAUGUCACAAAUCUGCCGAUGUGCCCUUGAGCAAGGCGCUUAACCCUAAUUGGCCCCAGGGGCGCCGUACUACUAUCGUGGGUGUCAUUCAGACUCACUCCACUGGGGUCUUGUUAUCUUAAACCGGUUAUGUUCUUUACAUGUCUAUUAUUACUGCAUCCAUUCCUUUUACAGUUUCAUCAUGUCAUUUUUAAGAGUGGUAUAAAGUGUUAAUUUAUAUGAUUAUUUAUAGCUAUCACUAGAGCCAGUGUUCAAAAGGGUAUUUUGUGUUGUGAUAUUUAAGAGGGAACACCAGAUUUGAUUAUUUCUGUACCAUUUCAUUAUAUCUACUUACUAGGUUUAAAAUAGACGGGUUGACUAAGGAUCAGACACACGCCUCAUCCUGUCAGACUAUCAGAGCUCUUGGGCUUCAGUCUGUUGCAUUGAUCUGUUACCUCUUAAUAUGUGAAGGUCUUUCACUUUUUCUCUCUGCUUCCAUCUCUCAUUCUUUUUCUUUCUUAAAACCAAGCAAUGUCAAGCCGCUGGGGCUACCUCUGCUCACUUCUUUUCAUAAUUAACUUCUUCCAAUCAUUCCAUCCAUCCAUGUCUCUCCUGAAGGGACUGACUGGUUAGAGAUGGAUCACUUUGAGUGCCACAUGUAUGUGCAUGUCUGACUGUCUAACAUACGUCUAGUGAUGUCAUUUCCUAAUCUGAUGAUGUCAUUUCCUUUAUCAAACUGUAUUGUUUUGUGUGUGUGUGUGGGGAAACAUCCCCAAUUGUCAUUAUGUUAUAUGUGGUGGUUGGCAUUGUUUGUCGUUGUUGUUGGUGCCUCAUGUUUGAAAGGUUAUUGUGCUGUGGCUAACUUCUUUCUCCCUCUCUGUCUCUCUCUCUCUCUCUCGCUCUCUCUACCUCUCUCCUUUCGUGUUUUUUCUUCCCUUUUUUAGAAAAAAUCUCCAUGCCUGUUUGCUCAUCGUUAGCCUAGCAUGUCCUCAUGGUGUUGAAAGCCAACCCAAAACUCCUCCUCUUCCUCCUGGCUACUCCUCAUCAUCCUCCCACCAUUGUUGUCUCUGAUGUCUCGCUAAAGCUCGCCUGACCAAUAGGCUACCUGACCACACCCCCCCACUGACCUUUGACAUAUGAAAUUUGACCAUAGCUCAACCCGAUUGGUUGUAUCCAAAAUGGCACCCUGUAUAAGUGCACUACUUCUGACCAAAGCCUUUUUGAUCAGUGCUAGGUGCUGCACUAUAUAGGGAAUAGGCUGCCAUUUUGGAUAAGUCCAAUUUCUUUUGCAUGUAACUUCAUUUUUCUCUAGUUUUUCUGUAUAAAUGUAAUGGGAGGAAGGGAGGGAGGACAAGCAAAAUCAAUGUGAAAUCUUACCUGCGCUUAUUUCAUUUAAGAGACUAUUUAGCAAAUGCAGAAAAAAAAACAUUGUUUUAAAAGCCUGUGGGAUAGUUUAUUCUUUCUUUUUUAAUUUUGUAAUUUGCUUGUUUUUAUGUUGUUUCUUUUAACCUCUUCUCUCGUUCUAAAGUUCACUUGAAAGUUUUAAUACAGGGACUAGCACGGCACAGUGCUACUUUGUGCCAUUUAGCAAUAUGCUGGCUUCUGAAACAACAUACUAUAAGGUUCUGUCUGAAAUGACACCCUAUUCCCUAUUUAGUGCACAGAUUUUUAUUUGCCGCCAGGCCUCUAGUCAAAAGUGUAGUGCACUAUGUAGGGAAUCGAGACCACUCGACUAGCAAAACAAUUUUCAAAACAAGUCUGAUUAUCAACCAGAAUUCCCCUCAGUGCGUUGUUAUGGCUUUUCACAUUUAAUAUUCAAGAAGGCAUUGUAAAGAUUUUCAAUUUUCUCGCUAAGGCUGUUGGUGACUUGGUUUUCAUUAAUGAAAAUAUAACAGUUUAUUUACCUAUUUAGCUUUAUUCUUUAUUCCAACAAAUAUUUACGGCACAAUUAAAAGGUAGAUUUGCUAUGACUACCUACAUGAACUUUUUAGAACCGAUUCACAAAUAGACAAUCUGUGGUUUAAAUGCACACUUAGAUUACCUAUAUUUUAUACCAUUGAAUCUAUAGAAGUUUAGGUUAUUUUGUAGAUUAUGUUGUAAUGUCAUCUGCUAGGGUCUAAGUGUUUCAAGUUUUUAAAGAGGAUUAAAAAAACAACUGUUUGCUCGAUCAACACAACCUUUCGAAAAAAUAAAUGUCAUUACGAGUGGUGAUGUAAUUCCUACUUAUUUACAUGUACAGUGCCUUCAGAAAGUUCUCAUACCCCUCAACUUAUUCCAUAUUCUGUUAGUCUGAAUUCACAAUGGAUGACUAGAUUUUUUUCCCUCACUCAUCUACACACAAUGUCCCAUAAGAUGACUGUGAAAAACAUGGUUUCAGAAAUGUUGGCACAAAUGAUUGACAAAUUAAAUACAGAAAUGUAUAAUUUAAGUAAGUAUUCACACCCGAUUCAAUACUUUGUAGAAGCACCUUUGGCAGCGAUUACAGCUGUGAGUCUUUCUGGGUAAAUGUGUCCGCGUGCUUCCCAGCUGAAACAGUUCGGUGGAGUUUGAAUAUAUUAUGAUGAAAUUUUGUGACGUUUUUGUUCGUUUGGACUUCUGUGCUGAUUUUUUUGGUGAUUGGUCAACAUUAGGGAUUCUUUAAUAAAGUCUUUGUCAUGCAACAAGA
Molecule: messenger RNA, 4492 nt
Organism: Oncorhynchus tshawytscha (Chinook salmon)
Lineage: Eukaryota; Metazoa; Chordata; Actinopteri; Salmoniformes; Salmonidae
Product: CUGBP Elav-like family member 2
Exons: 14
Coding region: 1-1647 (548 amino acids)
Biological process (GO): mRNA splice site recognition; regulation of alternative mRNA splicing, via spliceosome
Cellular component (GO): ribonucleoprotein complex; nucleus; cytoplasm
Molecular function (GO): mRNA 3'-UTR binding
Source: RefSeq, a predicted model, not a curated record